AUGCAAGAAUCACCUGUGACAGGAUUGCUUUCGCUGCCCACCGAGCUCCUGACCCUCAUCGGCGACUAUCUUUUAGAGACCCCCGACGAUGGGGACAAUCCCGCUUUCCCUCCCACAGCUCGAAAAAGGGCCAGGGGUCAUUCAGACUUAGGAUCCCUCGACUGCACCAGCUGUCAUUUCUGCACCGUCUUCACUCCACUUCUCGAUCACCUGGCAAGCACUAAACGCGAAUACGGGGUAGUUGCAUUUCACUGGAGCGUCGCUAUCAGAAACAUUCGCCUAGUACGCCUGCUGAUGGAAAAUGCGCUCGACAUCACCGUGUUCGUCGCCGAACCAUACAGGCGCCAACAGAAGCUCUACGGCCUCCCAGAUGAGCCAUACAACGACGAAACUCUCGCCAAGGUGCUCAACGCUGGGCCUAGAAUUCACGUAUGCGAGGGAUCGCAAAGCCUCAAGGCGCUGGGCAAGGAAUACAGGGUCAUGGUCGGGCCGCGUUUGAGUGGAGAUUUUCUCUACUCGUUUGGCAAGCUGAGGGCGAACCGCGGAGAGAGCUGUGUAGACCGCGAAGACAGUAUCUGCUCAUUCCGCAGGAUGAUGAUGCACGGCCAGGAGAGACUUAUUGGGCGCAUGUUCGACCAUGGUGCUCGCGAAAUUGAGAAGGGUGCGGCUUUCGUGCAUGCGAUAGAGUUCAAUCAUUAUGAAGUUGUCAAGAAGAUGCUGGAGCACGAAGUGGAUCCACGUGGUUGUCGGUACUGGAGAUUUUCACCAAUGUAUGUAGCCAUGCAAAUGAGGCACGCCAAGAUAGUUGAGCUUCUAUCGGAGGCAGGUGCGGAUAUGGCUGUGUGUAUUGGAGAUAAUACUAUAACUGCCCUGCAUGUCGCUGCUGCGCUAGGCUAUGUGAAGGGGUUAAAGAUGUUGAUCUCAAGAUUUCAGGAAAAGGGAUUGAGCCUCGAUAUCCUGGACUAUCAAGGGAAGUUAGCACUGGUUUGGGCCAAGGACCAAGGGUGGAAGGAGUGUGUACAGAGCUUAGAGCAGGCGGGGACAACGGCUAUAGGGGCACAAUAG
Morchella importuna is the source of this 1065-nucleotide messenger RNA. RefSeq lists its product as uncharacterized. NCBI's taxonomy places the organism in Eukaryota, Fungi, Ascomycota, Pezizomycetes, Pezizales, Morchellaceae. The record is from RefSeq and is a predicted model, not a curated record. Gene Ontology annotation, molecular function: protein binding. The transcript has a single exon. Bases 1 to 1065 code for a protein of 354 amino acids.